GUCUGAAUGUUACCGGGACUCACGCUCAUGACGGUACUACAAGUAGAAGUACUACACUUCAUUCUGAACUACUACAAGUAGAAGUACUACGCUGCAUUCUGAGCUACUACAAGUAGAAGUACUACACUGCAUUCUGAGCUACUACAAGUAGAAGUACUACACUUCAUUCUGAGGUACUACAAGUAGAAGUACUACACUGCAUUCUGAGGUACUACAAGUAGAAGUACUACGCUGCAUUCUGAGGUACUACAAGUAGAAGUACUACGCUGCAUUCUGAGGUACUACAAGUAGAAGUACUACGCUGCAUUCUGAGGUACUACAAGUAGAAGUACUACACUUCAUUCUGAGGUACUCGUGCUAGAGGCUCAUGUCUGUAGUACAAGUAAAAGUACUACGCUGCAUUCUGAGCUACUACAAGUAGAAGUACUACAUUGCAUUCUGAGAUGAGCUGCUGCGUGCUGGAGGAGGAGGACUUCCGCCGCUGCUGCCUGCUCCUCCUGCAGCGGUCGGAGCAGCUGAGCGACGGCUGGAGCUGGGAGGCGGUCCAGGGUUCAGAGGAGGGCUACCUGAGGAAGACUGCUCUCAGACCGGUCGCCCCGAGCCCGGCGCGGGACCAGACCGGAUCCGGUUCAGACUCGGGGCCACCCGCUUCCUGUCAGUCCUGUCCGGAUCCGCAGGGACAGGAGAAGGAGGAGGAGGAGGAGGAGUCUGGUCUAGGUGCUAGCAGUGACAUAGCUGAGGACGAUGAGGAGGAUGAAGAUGAUGGGGUCUGCACGGUGUCUGAGGGCAGCAGCCAGGUGCUUCAGUACGAGUACCACAUCCUGCACUCCUGCAGCUACGCUGCUCCUGUGCUCUACUUCAGAGCCUUCACUCAGGAGGGGAGGAGCCUGUCACUGGAGGAGGUGUGGAGCUCCGUCCACCCCAACUUCAGGCUUCGGCUUCAGAGCAGCCCUCUGAACACCAUCACUCUGCAGGAGCAUCCUCUGCUGGGUCAGCCCUUCUUCAUGCUCCACCCCUGCCGGACAGAGGAGUUCAUGAGGCCCGUGCUGCAGGCGGCUCAGGAACAGCACAGGCCGGUGAACUACGUGCUGUCGUGGCUCAGUGUUGUGGGUCCUGUGGUAGGUCUGGACGUCCCUCUGAAGUACUCCACCCAGCUCUGCCCUGCGGCCGCGCCCGGCAGCAGCACCCAGCCAGGCUGAGGCUGGAGGGUGAACCGAGCAACUGCCUGAAGGCACAGGGUUGUUAGUGUGGCGUAUGUUUUGUGUUUGUUUUAUUGCCAUUAUACUAAAAUACACAACAUCACCAUGGUAGUACUGUGGGCCUUUUGAUGUCUUGUUUUUGUACCUGAUCUGGAUUCUGUGUUUACUAGAGUCGGUCCCUCCAGGCCAGCUCAGGAGCUCACACUGUGUCAAGACCAGCCAUGAAUAAUCAUCAUCAUUCCUCUCACUGACGGUUGAUUGCGGUCUGUUGGCAUUUUGUACAAAAGCUGAUAAAUUAUAUUAAUUUCUUGUCGCACAAAUGUGUGUAUAUAUAUAUAUAUAUAUAUAUAUAUAUAUAUAUAUAGUACUACACUGCAUUCUGAGGUACUUGUGCUGGAGUUUUUUUGCUACGUUGUACUUCAACUACACCACAGUUCACAGGAGUUACUGGUUAUUAUUCAGAUUAUAACAUAUCAUUGUUUAUUGUUUAAAGUAUUUAAGAAGCUAGACCUACCUGAGGAAGACUGCUCUCAGAUUAAUAUAUAAUCUACUCGUACUUCUACUUGUAGUAGCUCAGAAUGCAGCGUAGUACUUCUACUUGUAGUAGUAUGGAAACCCGAGGUGAGAAGGCACAAAGACUCUGGGGAGGAAGCAGAGUUAAUAAGGAGAGAGAGAAGAUGAGAUAGGUGCUCAGUGUAUCCUAAAACAUCC
Messenger RNA from Cyclopterus lumpus (lumpfish), 1910 nucleotides. RefSeq names its product ATG10 autophagy related 10 homolog (S. cerevisiae) (gene atg10). Bases 444 to 1199 code for a protein of 251 amino acids. Gene Ontology annotation, cellular component: intracellular anatomical structure. Lineage: Eukaryota; Metazoa; Chordata; Actinopteri; Perciformes; Cyclopteridae. Gene Ontology annotation, molecular function: Atg12 transferase activity. Gene Ontology annotation, biological process: macroautophagy; protein modification by small protein conjugation; protein lipidation. The record is from RefSeq and is a predicted model, not a curated record. The transcript has 8 exons.